CAGUCGUCUGAGUGAAAACAGAAGGCGUCAAUGGAUCUGGCUGUGGCCCUGGUGCUCUGUCUCUCCUGUCUGCUUCUCCUCUCACUCUGGAAACAGAGCUCUGGGAAUGGGAAGCUCCCGCCAGGCCCCACUCCUCUCCCGAUUCUUGGAAACAUCCUACAGUUAGAUGUUAAGAACAUCAGCAAAUCUUUAACCAGUCUCUCAAAAGUCUACGGCCCUGUGUUCACUGUGUAUUUUGGAAUGAAGCCCACAGUAGUCUUGCAUGGAUAUGAAGCGGUGAAGGAAGCUCUGAUUGAUUUGGGAGAGGAGUUUUCUAGAAGAGGCAGUUUCCCAGUGAUUGAAAGAACUACUAAGGGAUAUGGAGUCGUAUUCAGCAACGGAAACUUAUGGAAGGAGACCCGGCGCUUCUCUCUCAUGACCCUGCGGAAUUUCGGGAUGGGGAAGAGGAGCAUUGAGGACCGGGUUCAAGAGGAAGCUCGCUGCCUGGUGGAGGAGUUGAGAAAAACCAAUGGGUUGCCCUGUGAUCCCACUUUCAUCCUGGGCUGUGCUCCCUGCAAUGUGAUCUGCUCCAUUAUUUUCCAGAACCGUUUUGAUUAUAAAGAUCAGACUUUUCUAAAUCUAAUGAAAACAAUAAAUGAAAAUAUCAAGAUUCUGGGCUCUCCGUGGAUGCAGGUCCUCAAUAUUUUCCCUGUGCUCCUUGAUUUUUUCCCAUGGAGUUAUAGUUAUAAAAAACUUAUUACAAAUAUUGCUUAUGUAAAAAAUUAUGUUUUGGAGAAAACAAGGGAACACCAAGCAUCCCUGGAUAUUAACAAUCCUCGAGACUUUAUUGAUUGCUUCCUGAUCAAGAUGGAGCAGGAAAAACACAAUCAUCAAUCAGAAUAUACAUUUGAAAACCUGACAAUCACUGUAUCUGAUUUGUUUGGAGCUGGGACAGAGACAACGAGCACCACGCUGAGAUAUGGGCUUCUCCUCCUGCUGAAGCACCCAGAAGUCACAGCUAAGAUCCAGGAAGAGAUUGACCGUGUGAUUGGCAGACACCGGAGCCCCUGCAUGCAGGACAGGACCCGCAUGCCCUACAUGGAUGCUGUGGUGCAUGAGAUCCAGAGAUACAUUGACCUGGCUCCCACGAGUGUACCUCAUGCUGUGAACUGUGAUGUUAAAUUCAGAAACUACCUCAUCCCCAAGGGCACAGAUGUAUUAACAUCACUGAGUUCUGUGCUACACGAUGACAAAGAAUUUCCCAACCCAGAGGUAUUUGACCCUGGCCACUUCCUGGAUGAGAAUGGCAACUUUAGGAAGAGCGACUAUUUCAUGGCUUUCUCAGCAGGAAAACGGAUUUGUGUGGGAGAGGGCCUGGCCCGCAUGGAGCUGUUUUUAUUCCUGACCACAAUUUUACAAAAAUUUACCCUGAAAUCUGUGGUUGACUCAAAAGACAUCGACACCACCCCAGCUGUUACUGGGAUAGCUAAUGUGCCGCCUCCUUACCAGCUCUGCUUCAUUCCUGUGUGAAGAAUGCUAGAUCAUACAGCUUCAUCCAUGGCAUUGUCUUUAACUCCCUUUCAUUGGGGGCAUCGUUCACCAGUGUCAUGUUAAUCUUUCCUGAGAACACAUCUCUGACCUCUUCUCAUUCUCUGUGCAAUUUCACUACAGAAAUAUAUCUGCUAUUCUCCAUAUCCUGUAGUAUUUUUAUUGGCCAUCACAUAUGCUAAUAGAUAUCUAAUAUUAAGUAGUAGUGUGUACCUAGUACCAUGUACUCAGUACAAAGUAAUGCAUGAUGAUUAGUGUGUGCCAAUGAGACCUAUUUCUUCAGUGCUUAUUUCUAAUAAAAAGCAGAAUCUGAUGA
Messenger RNA from Dama dama (fallow deer), 1843 nucleotides. RefSeq names its product cytochrome P450 2C19-like. Gene Ontology annotation, cellular component: intracellular membrane-bounded organelle; cytoplasm. The transcript has 9 exons. Bases 31 to 1509 code for a protein of 492 amino acids. Gene Ontology annotation, molecular function: heme binding; oxidoreductase activity, acting on paired donors, with incorporation or reduction of molecular oxygen, reduced flavin or flavoprotein as one donor, and incorporation of one atom of oxygen; iron ion binding. Lineage: Eukaryota; Metazoa; Chordata; Mammalia; Artiodactyla; Cervidae. Gene Ontology annotation, biological process: xenobiotic metabolic process. The record is from RefSeq and is a predicted model, not a curated record.